Molecule: messenger RNA, 3869 nt
Organism: Cavia porcellus (domestic guinea pig)
Lineage: Eukaryota; Metazoa; Chordata; Mammalia; Rodentia; Caviidae
Gene: Plekho1
Product: pleckstrin homology domain containing O1
Exons: 6
Coding region: 668-1984 (438 amino acids)
Biological process (GO): regulation of myoblast fusion
Cellular component (GO): ruffle membrane; muscle cell projection membrane
Source: RefSeq, a predicted model, not a curated record
UCAGCGAUUUGUCCGAGGCCACUUAGGGGCAAUGAACCCAUUACUCGGCUAGGGCUUCCCGACUUCUUCUCAUCACAUAUGUACCGAAAAUCUGAAGGUUACUGAAAUGUGUCCUGCAGGCUGUGCAGAUCUGGGCAGAAGAGAUCUGCAGAGGUUCCCCCAAGGAGGGCAACUGUGGGCAUCGAGCUCUGCCAUCCCCUGGACUCCAGCGUGCAGACCGGAUAGGAUGUUUACUGGGCAGGGCAGUUGCAGAAAAAUGACUGGGAAGUUUAAGCCUCAACUGCAGCUUCUAUUUCAUUAUACCGCUGGCACAGUGGAUCACGGCUUUGGAGACUGACUUCUGCCAGUCCUUACAGGAAAUGGGUGCAUCUGCAAACCCCUCAGCCGUUCUGAGUCUCACUUGUUUCCCAGUGAACGGAGAUCCUUAGAUCCACCUAAUACUUAGCGUCAUUCUGCGGCUCAAACAAGGCCUGAGGCUACUUAAAGUGAAGCUAUGUGUAGCAACAGCAACUUCUCUCCCACUCCAUCCCCAACACCGUUCUUGGACGCAUAAAACUUUUCCCCAACAUCUGACCCGCCCGGGCCCACUAAAACCCAGGCAGAGGGCGUGACCUCGAGGUGCCCUCCUGGCUCGCGCUCCGGUUUUAGUCUGGGAUUUCGGAGGGAGAUGGUCUCGAUCUCGGUCAUCUCCGGUCCACCUCAAUCGCUGUGCUUCCCGGUUAUCCGCUCAGCCAGCUCCGCUGGGCAUCUCGGAGGGUCUCUUCGGCCCCACUCGGCCGUCCAGGGGCCUCAGGAUGGAAAUCAUCAGUCUGCACCGCCUGAAAAGGUUGGCUGGGUCCGGAAAUUCUGCGGGAAAGGAAUUUUCAGGGAGAUUUGGAAAAACCGCUAUGUGAUGCUGAAAGGGGACCAGCUCUACAUCUCCGAGAGAGAGGUAAAAGAUGAGAAGAAUAUUCAGGAAGUGUUUGACCUGAGUGACUAUGAGAAGUGUGAAGAGCUCCGGAAAUCAAAGAGCAGAAGCAAGAAGAACCAUAGCAAGUUUACUGUCGCCUGCUCCAAACAGCCGGGCAACACGGCACCCAACCUGAUCUUCCUGGCAGUGAGUCCAGAAGAGAAGGAGUCAUGGAUAAAUGCCCUCAACUCCGCCAUCACCCGAGCCAAGAACCGCAUCUUGGAUGAGGUCACUGUCGAGGAGGAUAGCUAUCUGGCACACCCCACAAGAGACAGGGCGAAAAUCCAGCAUUCCCGCCGCCCCCCCACCCGGGGACACCUCAUGGCUGUGGCUUCCACCUCUACCUCAGAUGGGAUGCUGACCUUGGACCUGAUCCAAGAAGAAGACCCUAACCCUGAGGAGUCGACCUCUUGUGCUGAGAGCUUUCGGGUGGACCUAGACAAGUCUGUGGCCCAGCUGGCAGGCAGUCGGCGGAGAGCAGACUCAGACCGCAUCCAGCCCUCCUCAGACCGAGGUAGCAGCCUUUCUCAGCCUUGGGAAAAACCAGACAAGGGGGCCACCUACACCCCACAGGCUCCCAAGAAGUUGACACCUACAGAGAAAGGCCGCUGUGCCUCCAUGGAGGAGAUCCUGUCUCAGCGGGACACAGCCCCUGCCCGACCCCUCCACCUUCAGGCUGAAGAGUCUCCAGCAGCCAUCCCACCACCCCCAGGGCAGCUGUCCCGCAUCCAGGACCUGGUCGCAAGGAAGCUGGAGAAGACUCAGGAGCUGCUGGCAGAGGUUCAGGGACUUGGAGAUGGCAAGCGAAAGGCCAAGGAUCCCCCACGGUCUCCGGCCGACUCUGAGUCAGAACAGCUGCUGCUGGAGACGGAGCGGCUGCUGGGAGAGGCAUCAUCGAACUGGAGCCAGGCGAAGCGGGUGCUGCAGGAAGUCAGGGAGCUGAGGGACCUGUACAGACAGAUGGACCUGCAGACCCCAGACUCCCACCUCAGACAGAGUGUCCAGCACAGUCAGUACCGGAAGAGCUUGAUGUGAAGGACAGCACAACACCAGAACUUUUGGGGGACAGACAGACUCUUACCUCCAAGCAAUGCAGGAUAAAGUUUUUUAUUUACCUCAAUCAAAAAAAAAAAAAAAAAAAAAACCAAAACCAGAAAACAAACACAAACUCAUGGCUGUUGCUACCACUCUUCUUCCCCUACCUGCUUUCUGGGUCCUCUGCUUCCCCUACUUGCUUUCUUAACGCCCCCCUACCCAGUUUUGAGGAGCAGAUGAUCCCUAUAGCAGUAAUAAAAAAUUUGACCCAAAGCAAGAAAGCAUGGUCGGUGUACAGACACGGCCUGCUCACAUCCUACACCCUGCCCGCCUCCUGGCCCUGUGGCUGGUAGAGACCUGCACAGACUUCCAAGAGAGGGGCUGAGAUAGCAGGUUUUCUCAUGUGUCCCAUUCCACAUUUUCAGUCUGAGUGUGAAAUUUCAGCUGCCCAACUCUAGUUCUAGGGGUGUGGGGCCCAAGGCCACCUGUCCAUGCCAUAGAAGUGAAAUUUACCCCAGUCCUGAAGAGGAUGUGUGGAAUGAGAACCUCCCAGCCCCGCACUGGCUUCUCACCCAUGGCGGUCUUGAGAUUGAGCUGCUUGGGCUAGGGCCAGAGCUCAAUGGUAGAGCAGUUGCCUACCUAGCAGGAUGAGGACUGGCUUCUGUCCCCAUACCAUACUGCAAAAAAGGAACAGGUUUGGGAGAAUGGAACUGUUUGGAUUUUGUUAUUUUGACAUGGUUCCACCCUACAUCUACCAUGCUCUUGCCAGCGUAAGAGUCACACAUUACCUUGGCUGGAUGGGACUGGCUUGGUCAUCUGGGGACCUAGCAUAGGGGAACUGGAAACUGCUGACCCCACGGAAGAACUGAAUUAAGAAUGAGACUGAUUUGUGAUGCAGGCUGGGUAGGGUAAAGGGGAAAACCAGCCAUAUGUCUGGGUUCCUCUUUCAGCCACAAGGUUUCCUGUAGUCUCUAACCCCCUUCUCUGAGCAGGCCCGCUCUGGAAGACCAUCUAAACCACCUGCUCUGUUCUGUAGCUGCUGCACUCCCUUGCAUAUCACAGUGGGACCCACAGCUGCAUUUAUUUUGUUCGUAGCUUUUCUCUGAAGUUUCUAGAGUCAGGUUUGUUUUGUUUUUUGUUUUUUGUCUUUUUCCUUUUUAUUGGUACCAGGGAUCGAACUCACGACCGCCUGCUUGCAAGGCAGGUGCUUAUGCCGCUGAGCUAAACCUCCAGCCCCUAGAGUCAGGUUUUAAUAACUGAUAAGUUCCAUAGAAGAGUCAAAUUAUUUUUGGAAAGACAACUUCAUGAAUCAAGUGAAUGAGGGGCUAGAAAAUUUAUUCAACCCCUUAAAGCUUUUCAGUCCCUUUCCCCAGAUUUCUCUCCCCUUAAGAGCCACGUCCCAGAACUUCAGUGACUGAGUAGGGAGAAGAGAAGAGAUGGGGACAAGUUGCACAUAGACCCUUAGAGUUAGGAAGAUGGCCUUCUUUUAAAGAGGAAAAUGCUAUGGGAGAAAUAGGAGUCCUUCAGUUUCCAUUCUGCUCUGAUGCCAGUCCUACAACCACGUGAGCAAGGUGGGAACCUGAAUCAAACUGCUCACGCGAGAGAUUCUUGUCUGCAUCCCUCACCACACCCUGUCAUGAAUGCUUGCCCUGUAUCUGGCCUGCAGUUACCUAGUCUUCAAAACAAGUGUCCCACUUGAGUCAGUGAAUUGCAGAGUGUCACCCUGCUGUCAUGCCCAGGGUCUCCUGAGGAAUGACAGAACCGAGAUCUCCAGGCUUCCUGUCCUCCAAGUAGGCUUCAUUCCAAAACAGCCUGGUCAUCAGUGCCACAAAUAUUGAAAGUCUGACUUAAACUUACACUUUAUAAACUUCCAUUUCUGAAUGAA